AUGGCUCCUUCAGUCGGACAAUUCGCAAGCACAUCGUGGAAGCCGGGAUUAUUCGAUAACAAGGUGUUAUUCUGUACUGGCGGGUCCGGGAGCAUCUGCUCGGGCCAAGUGCGAGCCCUUGUCGCGCUGGGCGCCAACGCCUGUAUCGUCGGGCGUAAUCACGACAAGGCCAAAAACGUCGCCGCUGACAUUGCGCUCGUGCGGCCUGGUAGCACCGUGCUGGGUCUCGGAGGGGUGGAUGUGAGGAAUCAUGAAAGUGUUAAAGAGGCGGUUGACACUUGUGUGCAACGCUUAGGCGGGAUUGAUUUUGUCAUGUGGGUUGUUGCAAUUUCUCUUCACCCUUCAAAUCAUCUCUGUGUUGCUCUGGACACAUCCUGGCUGGCGGCACCGACUAAGUAUAAUACACCGUGGUACAGAGCUGGAGCAGCUGGUAACUUCGUCUCGACCAUCGACGACCUAUCAGUGAACGCGUUCAAGGCAGUGGUCGACAUUGACCUUGUGGGCUCUUUCAUAACGGCAAAGUUGACUCUGCCGCACCUCGCCGCUUCCGCAGAACGAGCAAGGACAAACAAGGAUUUGGACUCGUCGAGCCUGACCGGCGGCCGAAUCAUUUUCGUGAGCUCGACAAACUACCAAUGUGCUCGAAUCGCACAGGCCCAUGUCUGCGCGGCCAAGGCCGGCGUCAACGCCCUCUCGGACUGCAUCUCUCUCGAGUACGGGCCGAGAGGAGUAACCUCCAAUGUGAUCGCGCCGGGCCUGAUUGACGACACCGAGGGCGCCAGGCGCUUGACGGACCCGACUCUUCGAAACGACCUUAUCAGGAGCGUCCCCGUCCAGCGGCUGGGGUUGAUCAAGGACAUUUCUGACGCCACAAUCUUCCUGUUUGCCGAUACUGGAAGUUUUGUCAAUGGCGCGACCAUCGACGUCGACGGUGGCGCCUGGCGCAUCAGGGCAGCGGGCGCUGGCCCCAACUACCCAAGCUUGCCCUCUCGGGCGCACCAAGUGAAACUUGGCGGGAGCUCGAAGUUGUAG
Molecule: messenger RNA, 1032 nt
Organism: Cladophialophora bantiana CBS 173.52
Lineage: Eukaryota; Fungi; Ascomycota; Eurotiomycetes; Chaetothyriales; Herpotrichiellaceae
Exons: 3
Coding region: 1-1032 (343 amino acids)
Biological process (GO): fatty acid catabolic process
Molecular function (GO): 2,4-dienoyl-CoA reductase (NADPH) activity
Source: RefSeq, a predicted model, not a curated record